Molecule: messenger RNA, 2161 nt
Organism: Dipodomys spectabilis (banner-tailed kangaroo rat)
Lineage: Eukaryota; Metazoa; Chordata; Mammalia; Rodentia; Heteromyidae
Gene: Slc29a1
Product: solute carrier family 29 member 1 (Augustine blood group)
Exons: 15
Coding region: 313-1704 (463 amino acids)
Biological process (GO): uridine transmembrane transport; nucleoside transmembrane transport
Cellular component (GO): plasma membrane
Molecular function (GO): nucleoside transmembrane transporter activity
Source: RefSeq, a predicted model, not a curated record
GCUGGCGGGAGAGCGCGCCGAUGUCCGCGCGCGCGGGAGCGGUCUUCUCCAGCAGAGCCUAGAGCAGAAGCUGGCUGGCAUGCAGAAGUGCUUAUUGAGGAAGACCUGUUGAUUGGAAGGAGUGCUCUGACCGGAGGACCCGGUGGACCAGGCCUCGUGCCUGAGCCUGAGAUAGGACCCCUUCCUAGGGACCAGCUGGGCUCUCUUGGCUCCCCUCCAUCUGUUGACUCUGUACAUCCGCAAGCGCCAGACGGAGAGAACUGCCAGCCAGGCACAGCAGAGCACCCCGGCACAGCCCAGCACCCUGGCAGCAUGACAACCAGUCAACAGCCUCAGGACAGAUACAAAGCUGUUUGGCUUAUCUUCUUCAUGCUGGGCCUGGGGACGCUGCUCCCCUGGAACUUUUUCAUGACGGCCACUAGGUACUUCACCACCCGCCUGGAUGUCCCCAGCAAUGUGUCCUUGGUCACUGCUCAGCUGAGCAAGGACGCCCAGGCUGAGGCCACCCCCGCACCACCUCUGCCAGAGAGGAAUUCUCUCAGUGCCAUCUUCAACAAUGUCAUGACCUUGUGUGCCAUGCUGCCACUGCUGGUGUUUGCCUGCCUCAACUCCUUCCUGCACCAGAAGGUCUCCCAGUCUGUGCGGAUCCUGGGCAGCCUGGUGGCCAUCCUGCUGGUGUUCCUGGUCACUGCUGUCCUGGUCAAGGUGCAGAUGGACCCUCUCCCCUUCUUUGUCAUCACCAUGGUCAAGAUAGUAUUCAUUAAUUCGUUCGGCGCCAUCCUCCAGGGAAGCCUGUUCGGUCUGGCCGGCCUCCUGCCCACCAGCUACACAGCUCCCAUCAUGAGUGGCCAGGGCCUGGCCGGCUUCUUCGCCUCUGUGGCCAUGAUCUGUGCCAUCGCCAGCAAGUCGGAGCUGUCGGACAGUGCCUUUGGGUACUUCAUCACAGCCUGCGUGGUCGUCAUCUUGGCCAUCAUCUGUUACCUGGCCCUGCCCCAGCUGGAAUUCUACCGCUACUACCAGCAGCUCAGGCUGGAGGGGCCCGGGGAGCAGGAGACCAAGCUGGACCUCAUCAGUAAAGAUCCUUCCACAGCCUGUCAGCCCCCAGGAGAGGAGGCAAGAGCUAUCAAAGAAGAGUCUAGGGUGACGGUCCCCACCUCCCAGUCCACCAGCCACUCUGUCAAAGCCAUCCUCAAGAACAUCUCAGUCCUGGCUUUCUCCGUCUGCUUCAUCUUCACCAUCACCAUCGGCUUGUUCCCUGCUGUGACCUCUGAGGUCAAAUCCAGCAUUGCAGGCAACAGUGACUGGGGAAAGUACUUCAUUCCUGUGUCCUGUUUCUUGACUUUCAAUAUCUUUGACUGGCUGGGCCGGAGUCUCACAGCUGUUUUCAUGUGGCCCGGAAAGGACAGCCGCUGGCUGCCGAGCCUCGUGGUGGCCCGCCUGGUGUUCGUGCCCCUGCUGCUGCUGUGCAAUGUGAAGCCGCGCCACUACCUCCCUGUGGUCUUCCAGCACGACGCCUGGUUCAUCCUCUUCAUGGCUGCCUUCGCCUUCUCCAAUGGCUACCUCGCCAGCCUCUGCAUGUGCUUCGGGCCCAAGAAAGUGAAACCGUCGGAGGCCGGGACGGCAGGCACCAUCAUGGCCUUCUUCCUCUGUCUGGGCCUGGCACUGGGGGCCAUCGUCUCCUUCCUCUUCCGGGCAAUUGUGUGACUGAGGGGGACAAAAGGACUGCACUGCCCGCGUGCUGCCCACUUCCUUCUGCCAGAGACGAGCGGGGCUGAUCUGGAGGUUUGCUCUUCUAGCUGACUUCUGCUUUCUGAAGGCCCGUGCUGGGCCGGCCGGAUGUCCAGGCCCUGGGGAGGGAGCACAUUGGUGGCCUGAGGGGAGAGUUGGGAGGGGACACGCACCACCUCUGCCCAAUGGCUCGAGAGCUACCUUGGCAGAGAGGCUGAGGUAGAGACAGGGAAGUGUGCCUCUAUCAAGGAGCUGGGCUGGCCAGUGUACCAUCUGUGUGUGCCUCCUCCCCCUUCUCGUGUCCCCUCCCCUGCUUCCGGUGCCUUGUCCACUGUCACGCGCCUUGUACAGUUGCCGUUUUAUUGCCUUUUUUAUACUCAACAAAAACCAGGUGCCUUCUGAGGCUGAGUAAAUAAAUCUUUUUUUUUUUUUU